Zonotrichia albicollis (white-throated sparrow) is the source of this 2343-nucleotide messenger RNA. The record is from RefSeq and is a predicted model, not a curated record. NCBI's taxonomy places the organism in Eukaryota, Metazoa, Chordata, Aves, Passeriformes, Passerellidae.
AAGAAGAAUUUGAUGAGCCCCCACAGUGUCAGGCUGGCCAGGACAUUGUGCUGCAGUCACCUGUGGACUGGGUGCUUUUGGAUGGCCGGGAGAGCUCCGAUGACCAUGGAAUUGUGCACUACGAGUGGACGCUGCUGCAGGGCGACUCAGCAGUUGAAAUGCAGGUGCCACAGCCAGGAACACUGAAACUGUCCCACAUUCAGGAAGGAGGGUACAUUUUCCAGCUAACCGUGACAGACACUGCAGGUCAGCGGAGCUCUGACAACGUCUCUGUGACCGUCCUGCCCAUGGUUCAUUCUGCAGCAGCCUGUGUUGGGGUUUGCUCUCGCUACCAGUUCAUCUGUGAUGAUGGCUGCUGCAUUGACAUCACGUUUGCGUGUGAUGGUGUGAGGCAGUGUCCUGAUGGAUCAGACGAGACUUUCUGCCAGAACCUAAGCUCGGGUCGGAAGACGGUGACACAUGCAGCUCUUGGCACCACCCAGCAAAGGACUGCAGGACUGACUGAAAACACAGAGGAAAACUCUGCAGUGAACACCCUGAAAGCCACUGCCAGAAAUCAACCACUUCUCUCAGUGGAUGCAGACAUGUCUAACCAAUCGCUUUCUCAGGGACCAAAGAAACAAAUCAGUGGAUUUGUGCCAGAUAACAGUUCCUCAGGGAAAAGAACAGAUGAUAAAAAUGGGGAUGGCAUAAUGAUGCCAAAGAGAGAUCAGCUUGGAGGCGGUCGCCCAGUCCCAGAAACAGGUGCUGUGUUACCCUUAGCCUUAGGCUUGGCAAUCACUGCUUUGCUGCUGCUUAUGGUUGCUUGCAGACUACGCUUAGUGAAACAGAAGCUCAAAAAAGCCCGACCCAUUACAUCUGAAGAGUCCGAUUACCUCAUCAAUGGGAUGUAUCUCUAAAACCUGGAUUUGGGUCAGUUGUUUUCUCCCCUUUCUUCUGUGUCCAUGAAUCUCUGCCUCUAUAAAAGGACCAAAAUCCUUAGUUUAUUUUCAAGUGUAGAAGAAGCCUAUGAGAUGAAGAACAUACUCUUCCCCUUUGGUGAUAAUAUAAAAAGCGGGUAGAUGACGUUGCUCAGAAAAUAAGAAACGUUCAGGCUCUGGAGAGUAGCUCUAGUUGAUUGAUGUGCAGAAGACAUUGAAAGGUGGGGAGACCCCAGACUGGAUAUGAGGUGCCCAUGCCCUCCCCACAGCAGUUGGGGCCUCAGCCAGGGCUGAGUGCACCCCAGGGCCCGAGCACUGGGGCAGCCAAGGCUCCACAGCCCGGCUGUGUUGGCCAAGGAGUGGGGGGAAGCCUGUGCCAUCCUGCUCUUCUCAGUGCUGCCACCACUGUGGGGACCCGGGUGCUCCAGCCAGCACGAUCCUUCACCGUCCUGCAGAGACCAGUUGUGUUCUUUCUACCUGAUGCACUGGGAGUAUUUUCAUUAAAGAAUGUGUCUUGCUUUGUUAAUUAAAAGCAGUGGCUAUCCAGGCACCAGCUUUUGCAAAGAAAAUUGGGAUUUAAGGAAAAAAGCAUGUUAUUUCCACUCACUUUAAACCUCUGUGCUGCUAGCAGCCAGCCAUGCUUGCUAAAUGCUGAAAUGAAAAAAUGCAGCUCCUCAGCGGAUGAACUUGGACUUCCCAGUGCUCAACAGCAGUCGUGUACUGCUGCCUGAAGAAGCUGUGGGUGCCCCAUUGCUGGCAAUGUUCAAGGCCAGGGUGGAUGGAGACCUGAGCAACCUGGUCUAGUGGAAGGUGUCCCUGCCCUGGCAGGGGGGUUGGAAUUAAAUGAUCUUUAAGGUCCUUUCCAACCCAAACCCCUCUGUGAUUCCAUGUACAAUCCCAGAGCAGUGUCUCUCCCUGGAGCUCAGGGCUUGUUCAGCCUUUUCCACAUGCAGCCCACCACCCUCACACAGUGUGGGAACAGCACACAGCAGUUUCUACCCAAGAUGAUGGAAUGUAGGAUUCCUGCUGGUUAUCCCAUAGCUCCCUGCAAAGCUUGAAAGCUUCGGUGAUCUGCCCUCACCCCAGAAAAAUUCUCAUAGAAUUAGAGCAAGUAAUUGAUAUGUGUGAGUGAACUGCAGAUGUGUUACCAGUAAAAUGUGUACAGUACAUGUUAUAUAUACGUAUAUAUACACACACACUGUGCUGUCUGUCUUGUUUGGCUGUCCCAAGGAUGUCACAUUCCUCAUGGGUCUCAAUAAAACCAGAGUCAAAUGAGGCAUGCAUUGUUUUGAAUGUUGUCUUUUGUACUUCAGUAACUUUGAGUCAGCAAGAAUAUUGCCAUGGCAUACAAAUAGUUCUUCAAGUAAUUUGUUCUUGAUUACUUUAUGUAAAAUAGCUCUAAUAAACCGAUUCUAUUCUUAUA